CCCCAAUGGACAUUGCCUAUGGCGGUGGAAUUCACAGCCUGUGUUGAAGUUUGGCAUGCAGGCUGGGGACUUUCUUCUUUCCACUAACAUUUUACUUUCUGGAAACAACUACACUAAAGUUGCUCUCCUAUUUAAAUUCAUGAACAUACAAAUGGUAAACACCAACACACACUACACCAUCCAGGACACCUACUGUGUUGACACUAUUAAAGCUUUUUGGGAAGAGAAGAGGUCUGAAUCCAUCAGCCGAGCAAAAGGGAAAGAUGUUGUGCUCCUAGGUGAUGGCAGAAAUGACUCACCAGGGCAUUCUGCCCAAUACUGUAGCUACACAACCAUGGAGCUUGACUCUAAGGAAAUCAUCCAUGUGGCCACUAUAGACAAGCGGCAGACCAACUGGAACUCCAACAUCAUGGAGAAGGAGGGUUUUAUCCAGACAGUGGACAAGCUUACGCAAGAGAUCAAGGUAGUGGAGUUCUGCACGGAUGCUCAUGUUUGGAGCCCUUUUGAACCCAGAUAAAGGAAAAUAUAAGGAUCUGAAAAUUCACCACAGCCUGGACAUGUGGCAUGGUGCCAAAAAUUUGUGCAAAAAAAUAGCAACCGCGGGAAAGGUGAAAGGACAGUCUAUUCUCCUUCACUGGCUGAGGGAUAUAGUUAACCAUUUCUGGUGGUGCUGCAAGACGGCAGAAACAUUUGAGCAGUUUCUUGCACUUUGGAUUGGAGUUCUGCAUCAUGUUUGCAACAAUCACACCUGGGAAACAGGAAGCUGCCAACACGACCACCUUGAAGACACUCAGGAUAAAGAGUGGAUUGAGAGAGAUUCAAAGAGCCAUAAAGCGCUUGUGGAGAUCGUCCUCAACAAGCGUUGGCAGAAGGAUGUCCACAAGUAUCUGCGCUUCAGAUCGACAGCACAUCUCGAGUCUUUUCAGAAUCACAUUCUGAUGUAUGCCAGCAAGCGCCAGGCCUUCACUCCCCGAGUGUAUGACACGAGAGUUGUGCUUGCAGCCCUGGACUACAAUUUCCACCGGGAACGACCGGCAUACAGGACGGCUGAGGGCCAACAAGUUUAUAGGAAGAAGUACAAUAAAAAUGCCAGAAGAUAUAGCCUUUACACCAUGAAGUGUACAAAAUCAUAUGGUUACAUCCCUGAGAUACAAGCACGCAUCUUGAAGGCGAGAGUCACAAGUGGAAUUGGGAUGCCGCGAAAGAGGUCCCUAAGAGCAGAUGACCCAAGGCGUCUUGGUGUUGUGCCACCGAUACAUACCGCCACCAUCAACAUCAGAGCUGAUGCAUACACAGGUCACCAGAGGUCUGGGAUCUACCUUCCAUGCUAUUACCAACUUGGAGACAGAUUGAGAUUGAGUUGUUUUACUGAUAUUUGAGUUGUAAAUACAUGAUCAAAAAUCAUGCUACUUAUAAAUAAAUAUAUGUUUGCGUUUUCAAACAAACUUCA
Pimephales promelas (fathead minnow) is the source of this 1450-nucleotide messenger RNA. The record is from RefSeq and is a predicted model, not a curated record. NCBI's taxonomy places the organism in Eukaryota, Metazoa, Chordata, Actinopteri, Cypriniformes, Leuciscidae.